Gadus chalcogrammus (walleye pollock) is the source of this 1290-nucleotide messenger RNA. Its product is annotated as trans-L-3-hydroxyproline dehydratase. Gene Ontology annotation, molecular function: hydro-lyase activity. The coding region runs from base 138 to 1178 and encodes 346 amino acids. The transcript is spliced from 5 exons. The record is from RefSeq and is a predicted model, not a curated record. NCBI's taxonomy places the organism in Eukaryota, Metazoa, Chordata, Actinopteri, Gadiformes, Gadidae.
UGACAGCCCAGGGUUAACACCCGCCCACUUCUCAACUUUACCUCCACGGCGCUCCGCUACACUGGACAGACAGGCCAACAAAUCCGGUAGAAUUAUAAUAUAGUAUUUCAUUUAUCGGUUGUUUUAUUUGUCUGGAGAUGGAGUUGCAGGUUCCACCGAGCGACGGGGGCUACGAGCUGUCCGUGGUUGACAUGCACACGGGCGGCGAGCCGCUGCGGGUCAUCCUGAGCGGGUACCCCGCCGAGAUCCCCGGCGACAACUUGCUGUCAAAGCGGCGUCACGUCAGGGAGAACCUCGACCACCUCCGGCGGGCGUUGAUGUUCGAGCCCCGGGGCCACUACGACAUGUACGGGGCGCUGCUGGUGCCAAGCGAGCUCCCGGAGGCGGACAUAGGGGUGCUGUUCAUGCACAACGAGGGCUACAGCACCAUGUGUGGACACGCCGUCAUCGCGCUGGGACGUUUCGCCCUGGACUACAAGCUGGUGAAAGAGCCACGUUCCCCGGAGACCCAAGUCAACAUCCACUGUCCCUGCGGGCUCGUCAAGGCCUUCGUCGAGUACUCGAACGGGAAGACCGGUGGCGUGAGGUUCCACAGUGUGCCCGCGUUUGCCUUUGCAACAGAUGUCUCCGUGACAGUGGAGGGAUUCGGGGAGGUUGUGGUGGACAUCAGCUAUGGAGGGGCUUUCUACGCCUUUGUGAGUGCCCAGAGGUUCGGCCUGGACGUGAGUCAAUCCAGGACCCGGGAUCUGGUAGAUGCAGCUACCGCAGUUACAAAGGCUGUGAAGUCCCAGGUGAAACUUCACCAUCCGACCAGUGAAGACCUAGCAUUCCUCUAUGGCACCAUCAUCACCGACGGCAAUGAUGCGUACUCCUCCGAGCCCACGGCCAACAUGUGUGUGUUUGCUGAAGCUCAGGUGGACCGGAGCCCGACUGGUUCUGGGGUCACGGCCCGCAUCGCCCUCCAGCACCACAGGGGUCAGAUUGGUCUGAACCAGACCCGGGCCUUCAGGAGCGGAGCCACGGGGUCAGAGUUCACCGGGAAGGCCGUCCAGGAGACGACGUGUGGAGACUUCAAGGCGGUGGUAGUGGAGGUCGCAGGACGGGCGUUCUACACCGGCGUGUCACGCUUCGUCCGGGAGAAUGACGACGGGCUCUCCAACGGUUUCCUCCUCAAAUGAUCGCCAAUGUAAUUCAGGCUACACCGUGUGAAUAAUUGUGCCUUUUUUAAAUAAACAUCAACGUCAAAACAUCCUUUUGGACGAGCAGUAAUAUAAGGUCAAGCAGGUCUGC